UGCUCGCACCGAUGCAUUGUUCCAUCAAUGUGCAUUGAUUACAAGGUCUGUUCGUUCUUUGCACUUCGUAACUCGACAGAAUCGUAUGUGUAUUUCCCGCUUUGUUGACUGUGUCCAGGAAUGAUAAAACACCAGGCCGUACGUGUUCCGUAAAACCUCUUGAUCCAUAAUUGAAAGAUGGAUGUGAAGUCGUUGCUGUUCGCGAAUCUGAUGUUGGUUGCGAUGGCAACCACUCUGGCUCCAAAGAAGUGUUGUUUUCCUGACCAAUUUGAGUCCAUAGAUGGUAAAGUUGUAGGCACAACCUCGGCUGGCAAAGGUGUGGCAGUAUCCGCAAACUACCAGUUGGCUUUCGAUUACACCAACCAACGCCUGGCUGAAUUUGCAUACAUUGAAGACCAGGGAGAACUGACAAAAUUCCAGUAUAUCGUGGACUACGCCAAAGGUGUCGAAUACAUCAUCCAGAUUGCAUCGAUUGUUUCAGCCUGCUCGAAGGGAAAACUUCCACCACAGGCCACAAUGCUGCACUGUAUUCCAGAUGAUGCAAUCUAUACGGGUUCCUUAUAUUAUGGCGAUCGCCAGAUCAACGUCGAUGUCUUCAAGUUCUCCUCACAAACAGAACCAUUAGCUGGCAAUAUCACCCUGUCCGUCACUAAGGGUGAAUGCAUCCCUUUCAAUUCCGUAGUCACAGGCCAACUUUAUGAUGUCCCUACACUUUUUGUUGACAGCUUUUCGAACUACACCAAUGGUAUCAGAGACCCAUCCAAGUAUUUCACCGUGCCUGACCUUUGUCCUAAGUCAUUCAGUAACGAGACUACGCGGUACGUCACACCUUUUGUCAGGAUAUUGUGAGAAUGUCAUUGCGUACUGGUUCAUCAUCACGGACAUGGUGCAUGUUACCUUUGACACAUUUGUUUGUAGGCUCUUUUCAAAGCGCUACCACCUUUCCCCUUCUUUUUUGUCACAUUUUGUUUCCAAGCUUACAGUUUGCAAAAUGUUGUUCAAAAGAUGGAUAAUAGUUCAAGUGCGGUGGCUUAAGAAAAAUUAUUGGAACUGUCGCUGAGGCCAGUUUCCCUAUUCCAACCUCAUGUUGAUUCAAGAGAAAUCUUAAAGAAACUGCUUUUGCGUCGCCGUGCGUGGUUUGGAAUAAAAACAAAUCGUCGUCAUGAUUUUGAAAUAAA
Molecule: messenger RNA, 1178 nt
Organism: Acanthaster planci (crown-of-thorns starfish)
Lineage: Eukaryota; Metazoa; Echinodermata; Asteroidea; Valvatida; Acanthasteridae
Product: development-specific protein LVN1.2-like
Biological process (GO): cell-matrix adhesion
Cellular component (GO): extracellular region; lysosome
Molecular function (GO): calcium ion binding
Source: RefSeq, a predicted model, not a curated record